Molecule: messenger RNA, 4082 nt
Organism: Orcinus orca (killer whale)
Lineage: Eukaryota; Metazoa; Chordata; Mammalia; Artiodactyla; Delphinidae
Gene: SMARCAL1
Product: SWI/SNF related, matrix associated, actin dependent regulator of chromatin, subfamily a like 1
Exons: 16
Coding region: 348-2834 (828 amino acids)
Biological process (GO): DNA repair; replication fork processing
Cellular component (GO): nuclear replication fork
Molecular function (GO): ATP binding; ATP-dependent chromatin remodeler activity
Source: RefSeq, a predicted model, not a curated record
CGUCUGAGGUCUUUCAGUUUUUAAAGCGUAACGGGGGCAACGCGCCCUCUGGGAAGUGUAGUUCCUCGGGGAGCGACCACCACCACCAGCACUACCUCUGAGGCCUAGCUGCUGAAAUAAGGCGAGCGAACUGAACUGGUAGCGCUCGAAUAACCGGCCACCCGGAAGAGUAACCUGGCUCGGGGCGGCCCUGGAGACGCGCCUGGCUUCGGGGUCGGGCGCUAAUGUGGCUCACGUUCUAGGCCUCACCGGGUUGGAAAGAGGCUGUUUUAGCAAGUGUCACACCAUGCUUUUGCCAAGUUUCCAAUUAAAGAUUGACAUUCCUGCAUGAACAUUUCCCUGUUAAAAUGUCCUUGCCUCUUACAGAGGAGCAGAGGAAAAAAAUUGAAGAGAAUCGGCAAAAGGCUUUGGCCCGUAGAGCUGAGAAAUUAUUAGCAGGACAGCAUCAGAACACAGUCUCGGGCUCCUCCAUUGCUGCCAAACCUUCCCAGUCCAAGCAGGGCCCUUCCACACACCUCCACCAGGAUCCUUCUAAGUCAGGGAGCCAUGGUGUCGUUUUCAAGCAACAGAAUCCCAGGAGUUCAUCUGAUGGUGAUCAGAGACCUCAAAAUUCCCACAGUUUUCAACUCAGCACCUCAGAGCAGGCAAAGGGGACAUGGCAGAGGCAAGAAGAGAUGCCCACAGCCUGCCCGAGCCACCGCCCACCAAAUCAAGUGACUCUCGCUGGGAUCUCCCCUCCCUUGGCAAACAGUCCUCCAGUGGUCUCCAGUGAGCAGCUCUGGGUUUAUGGGUUAGAGCAAGGUCAGAUUCAGGCUUCACGCAAGACCAAAUCGACACCCUUUGUUAACACAACUCAUGAGCCUUUGGCCAGAGCAAAGAAUUUCCAGGAGAUGACAGCUUCUUCCUCUGGACAGCCUCCCAGGGAUCCUGAAUUAGAGGCCAGGAUGGCAAGACCCUCCACCUCUGGGCAGAACGUUUCAGGGAGUGUGAUGCCCAGGCCAGAAGAAAGACUACAACAGAAAUCAGGGACCCCACUCCACAAAGCAGCAGGCUCCCAGCAGGGAACAUGCAUAAAAAUCGGUGAUCGUUUCCAGGUGAAGAUUGGGUACAAUGAAGAGCUCAUUGCAGUGUUUAAGAGUCUGCCCAGCAGACGUUACGAUCCUGCCACCAAGACGUGGAACUUCAGCAUGACCGACUACGGUGCCCUGAUGAAAGCAGCCCAGCACCUCCAGGCUGUCACCCUGCAGCCUUUGGAAGGGGCCGAGGGCCACGUGGAGUCACCCUCUAUCAGCAGCAGCAGCAGAAUCGCAGCCCAGACCUGCCUUCCUGUAGCUCCCUCCCUUGCCUUUGUCAAAGGGCAGUGCAUACUCAUCUCCCGGGCCCGCUUUGAGGCAGACAUCAGCUAUUCAGAAGACCUGAUUGCGCUGUUUAAACAGAUGGAUUCCAGAAAAUACGAUGUCAAGACCAGGAAGUGGAACUUUCUCCUGGAAGAGUACAGUAAACUAAUGGAAAGGGUGCGCUGCCUUCCACAAGUUCAGCUGGAUCCUCUGCCCAAGACCCUCACCCUGGCUUUCGCCGCUCAGCUCCAGAAGACGUCUCUGUGUCCCGUGGCAGACAUCCCCGAGGCAGACCUGUCCAAAGUGGAUUCCAAGCUGGUGUCGAGCCUGCUGCCCUUUCAGAGAGCUGGAGUCAAUUUUGCCAUAGCGAAAAGAGGCCGCCUGCUGCUUGCUGAUGACAUGGGCCUGGGGAAGACCAUCCAAGCCAUCUGCAUAGCCGCCUAUUACCGGAAGGAGUGGCCGCUCCUGGUGGUGGUACCGUCCUCUGUGCGCUUCACCUGGGAGCAGGCCUUUCGUCAGUGGCUGCCGUCUCUGAGCCCAGACCACAUCAACGUCGUGGUGACUGGGAAGGACCGCCUGACAGCUGGCUUGGUCAACAUUGUCAGUUUCGAUCUUCUGAGCAAGUUAGAAAAGCAGCUAAAACCCCCUUUUAGAGUUGUCAUCAUUGAUGAAUCUCACUUCCUCAAAAACAUUAAGACUGCCCGCUGUCGUGCAGCUGUGCCCCUCCUCAAGGUUGCCAAGAGGGUGAUCUUACUGUCGGGCACCCCAGCCAUGUCCCGGCCGGCAGAGCUCUACACGCAGAUCCUCGCCGUCAGGCCGACCUUCUUCCCUCAGUUCCAUGCCUUUGGACUUCGCUACUGUGGUGCCAAGCGGCUGCCCUGGGGAUGGGAUUAUUCAGGCUCCUCCAACCUGGGGGAGCUGAAGCUCCUGCUGGAGGAGACGGUCAUGCUGCGACGCCUCAAGGGCGACGUCCUCUGCCAGCUCCCAGCCAAACAGCGCAAGAUGGUGGUGGUCGCCCCAGGCCGGAUCAGCGCCAGGACCAGAGCUGCCCUGGAUGCCGCGGCCAAGGAGAUGACCACCAAGGAGAGCACUAAACAGCAGCAGAAAGAAGCCCUUAUUCUCUUCUUCAACAGAACAGCUGAAGCUAAAAUCCCAUCUGUCAUUGAAUAUAUCCUGGACCUACUGGAAAGUGGAAGAGAGAAGUUUCUAGUGUUUGCACACCAUAAGGUGGUUUUGGAUGCAGUUACUAAUGAGCUUGAGAGGAAGCGUGUGAAGCACAUCCGCAUCGAUGGCUCCACCUCCUCGGCCGACCGUGAGGACCUGUGCCAGCAGUUCCAGCUGUCGGAGGGGCCCGCCGUGGCCGUGCUGUCCAUCACCGCCGCCAACAUGGGCCUCACCUUCUCCUCGGCUGACCUGGUGGUGUUUGCGGAGCUGUUUUGGAACCCAGGGAUGACAGACCGUUUGUGGACAGAGGCUUGCAGGCCCCCUGCCGCGUGACACGCAGUGAGGAGGAAGGGUUGUGGUGAGGCUCCGGGGCAAGAGGCCACCUGCUGUGGUGGGCUGAGCAGCUUCCAGCCUUGACCGACAUGCGUCCCGAUCCCCGCCCCGCAGGUGCUGAUGCAGGCUGAGGACCGGGUGCACCGCAUCGGGCAGUCGAGCUCUGUGGGCAUCCACUACCUGGUGGCAAGAGGCACGGCUGAUGACUACCUUUGGUGAGGCCCCUGGCUGGCCCGGCAGUUGGGUCGACACCGAUGACGUAUUUCCUUUGCUCCCUAAGAGCCUCUGCUUUGGGGCAGGUUUCCAGGGAUCCACACAGAAGACCUGCUAGUAGUGCGCUCCCCCUUUCCUCAUGACCCUGUUUGACCUCCUGCAUAGUGUUAACUGGUGGCUGCAGGAGGCAUGAGGAAAUCCUGUAGGAAUAAGGGGAUGUGGCUCCUUCCCACUGACCUGAGACAAGGGAGGAGAACUUAUUGGGAUGCAAUGUAGGUGGAAUUUUGUUUGUAAUACACUCUGUUCCCAGACGUGAAGGUGUUUGCUGAGUCAGGGAGACUGCCCCCCUGGCCCCUUGGGAGGUGUGCUGGUUCCGUAAGGCCACGUCUUACAGUGCUGCUGCUGGGCCGUGUAGUGCUUCCUUAGCAGAGAUGGGGUCAGAUUUUUAACUCUGGGGUUUCAUGUCCAUCACUUAGGCCAAAACUCCCCAAAUGCUCCCUCCCCAGUUCCAUUUCCUCCUUCCUCAUAUUGUUUCUUGAUUAUCUUAUUAGUUUCCACUACCUAUCUCUGUUUCCAGCAUUAUGACUAAGGCAUCUUACCUUUAUUUUGCGUGUGGGUUGCCCCUACUUCCCUUUCUGUUAAUGGAUUUGUUAACUGAGCAGCUCAUAACAGUGCCAGGUUCAAAUUUUUGUUGCAGUAGCAUUUAUUUCCUACACAUCUUCCAGUAGAAAGAAUUUUGAGCCUGACGAUGUGAGCCCUGAGUUGGUUGGUUUACAAUAGAGAGGAGGUCAGUAUUUCAGGAUGGGCGUUUGUGCCUGAAGAGAUGGAGAGAUGUGAAACAGUGAGCGUGUCUCAUAAGGACAGGGGCUGGUCUCGCUAUAAUCAGUCUGCUGGUUCUGUGCAGGUUGUUUCCACUGCAGCUCAUUUCUCCCCAACAGGCCCCUGAUUCAAGAGAAGAUUAAAGUUCUGGGUGAAGCCGGGCUUUCUGAGACCAAUUUUUCAGAAAUGACAGAAGCUGCAGAUUAUUUCUACAAG